GGUUGUGGUAUAUAUUUGGUAUAUGUAUAGAUAUGGAGGGUAGAACCAGUCUUGCAAUAAAUGAUAUUCUGAACGCACGCCUAUUAUUUGUCACUGGCGAACGAGGCGUGGUUUUGUUACUGUAUUUUAGUAAAUACGUGCUUAAAUCAAGUAUUAUCCAGUGUAUGUGUGAUAUAUGUAGUGUUAAAAACAAUGGGCGUCGGAAAAAUACCCGAGUUCGACGUGAAAACGGGAAAUUGGACUAUGUAUUGUGAGAGGUUAGAAAUGUAUUUCCUCGCGAACGAUAUUAAGGAUGAAGUGAAGUUACCAACACUAAUCGCAGUAAUGGGAGAAGAUGCAUAUCACUUGUUAUCUACGUUAGCAAGCCCCAGCCAACCUUCAUCUUUGACCUUCACUAGCGCGGUGACACUGCUCAAAAAUCACUUACAACCGAAACCCUCCAUCUUGGCCGAGCGCUACAGAUUUCGGCAGCGGCGCCAGGCAGAGGGAGAAAGUGUAGCUGAGUAUGUGGCGGAACUGAAGAAGCUAGCAAAAACAUGCGAUUUUGGGUCGUCUUUAGAAGAAAAUCUCCGCGACCAACUUGUUUGCGGCAUUGUAAGUGAGUCGACGCGGCAACGAUUGUUCGCGGAGGACGGCAUCGGCUACGCGAGGGCGGUCAGUUUGGCUACGACAUUGGAGGCGGCAGAAAAGAAUGCAGUCGCGGUAGAUCGAGACGCUAAUAAUGUUAACACGGGUGUAAAUAAACUGGAAGCGAACCAUAAAUGUAUGGCGUGCGGGGAGAUUGGGCAUAAAACGGAAGGUUGUAAAUAUAAAAACUUUGAAUGUAGUUGGUGUAAAAACUUAGGCCACUUAAGAAGGAUGUGCCCUGAGAAAAAUGCAAGACUCGGAGUGACGGGAACGGCGGGUAGCCAGUCACAAUCACGCGGAGACGGCGUGACCUAUAACGGUAGCGGAGCACGCGGGAACCGAUCAUCUGGAAGAGGCGGUAGCGGGCGCGGGCGCGGACGCGGAGGUCGCUCGGGCCGCCGGGGCACAAACAACUAUUGGGUGCACGCGCACCAGGGAUUAGCUGACGCGGCGAGCGAUCACGGCGGGUAUACGUCGGCGCUGGACAAUAGUGAUUUGGAUGAUGACAACGAACCUAUGUACCAAAUGUCAUUAAGCAAAUAUAAACCGGCAUGAGUCAUUGUUUGACGGCACCCUGGGGCGGUACACGGGCGGCACGGUGCGGCUGCAUGUACGUCCGGGCGCCGGCCCGGUGUUU
Molecule: messenger RNA, 1264 nt
Organism: Cydia pomonella (codling moth)
Lineage: Eukaryota; Metazoa; Arthropoda; Insecta; Lepidoptera; Tortricidae
Exons: 2
Coding region: 193-1182 (329 amino acids)
Molecular function (GO): zinc ion binding; nucleic acid binding
Source: RefSeq, a predicted model, not a curated record